Messenger RNA from Fragaria vesca subsp. vesca, 1711 nucleotides. RefSeq lists its product as uncharacterized. Gene Ontology annotation, cellular component: nucleus. Gene Ontology annotation, biological process: defense response to fungus. The transcript is spliced from 10 exons. NCBI's taxonomy places the organism in Eukaryota, Viridiplantae, Streptophyta, Magnoliopsida, Rosales, Rosaceae. Bases 1 to 1203 code for a protein of 400 amino acids. The record is from RefSeq and is a predicted model, not a curated record.
AUGGACUAUGGUGCCUCCGACAGCACUGGUACUGAUGAUGAUCUUCCUCCAUCUCCUCAAUACAGAAUUCCAAGAAGGGGUCAAUUUGCUGGAAUUGAAAGAUCUGCUGUAGGUUCUAUCUCAUUUGCUAGGAGGUGUACUGACAUGGAGGCCCAAAUUCAUUACCUAGAGCAAGAAGCAUACUGUGCAGUCCUGCGUGCUUUUAAAGCUCAGUCUGAUGCGAUUACUUGGGAAAAGGAAAGUUUGAUUACAGAACUUAGGAAAGAACUGAGAGUAUCAGAUGAUGAACACAGAGAGCUUCUUGGAAGGGUUAACUCUGAUGAUAUCAUCAGUAAGAUAAGAGAGUGGAGAACGACAGGGGGGCCUCAAGCUGCGAGGUUCGGUGCAUCACAACCUGUUUAUGAUCUUGUAUCCAGUCCUACUGUUUCAGCAUCCCGAAAGAAACAGAAAACAUCCCAAUCGGGGCAGGCUUUCCCUGGUUUGUCCUCGAUGAAGUCUAUGCAGUACCAUUCUACAGUACCUUCUUUGAGUCGGCAGCUCACUAGCCGCAGUUCUACUGGUCCCCUUGCAAUAUCUGAACCUGCUGAAGCAUCAAGAUAUGAUUUAAUCGGAAAGACAGUGUGGAUGAGAUGGCCUGCAGACAACAGCUUCUAUGAGGCCCAUAUAACAGAUUACAACCCUAAUGAUGGUCGACAUGCUUUGAUCUAUGAUAAAAAUACAGCAAAUGAGACAUUUGAAUGGGUAGAUUUCAAAGAGAUAUCUCGUGAGGAUAUCCGUUGGGAAGGUGAGGAACUGGGGCUCUCUCAUCAAGGGAACCAUGGCAGCGGACAAGGACGUAGGGUAAAGAAAUCAACAAAUCAUGGUGGUCCAGUUACUGGGAGAGGUCGAGGACAUAUAAAGCCUCAAUCAAAGAAACAACUUCUUCCUUCACAAAAUGGCCUAGCAAACAAGUUGCCAGAUGAUCUAGAAUUAGUGAAUACUGAUUCUCUGGUAAAGGAGGUCGAGAGAGUUUUCAAUGCAAGUAAUCCAGAUCCCUUUGAGCUUGAAAAAGCAAGGAAAAUGCUGAAAGAUCACGAACAAGCACUUGUUGAUGCCAUUGAAAGGCUUGCAUACGCAUCGGAUGGUGAAAGUGUUUUGAAGUAUUUGGAGAAUGGGACAUUUUCUAGGCAACUCUCGCAAGACCAUGAAGACUCAGAACUAUAAUGGGACCAUGAACAAAUAGGGAUUUUAAACCAUAAUACAUUUGCUGAAAAAGAUGAAUGUAACUGUCAUUGUUUCUGAUCACUUGUAUUGCAGUCUUGGAUGAAUUGAGCAUUCCACAUUUGACAGUAAUUUCUUUGUAUUAGAGUCAACAAUAUUUCCUUCAUCUCCUCUGAUAUAAUUUACUUACAAGGAUCCAUCCAAUGUUCGGAAAAGUCCCUUCAUUUGCCUAGCCAAAAGACCAAUUUUAAAUUUGACUGGAAUUUCUUGUAUUAAUCUUUUCUACUUGGUACUUAUUUUUCUUUUUUCUUUUUAAUGCUUCCCCACAGAUGGAGAGCGUGGAGAGCAUGCAUAUAUGCAUGGUUGAUCAAUGGAUGGAUGAAAAUGGUGUAACAUGCACUGUGGUUGAAAAGCUUGAAUGGCCAGAAAGAUUGGGUUGGAAAGGAGGCACCAAAAGGGUGAUGAUGUUGGUGACGCAGUAGUUUUAAUUUGAUCAGAUUAGUAGAUUUUU